Mycotypha africana is the source of this 1137-nucleotide messenger RNA. RefSeq lists its product as uncharacterized. Lineage: Eukaryota; Fungi; Mucoromycota; Mucoromycetes; Mucorales; Mycotyphaceae. The record is from RefSeq and is a predicted model, not a curated record. Gene Ontology annotation, molecular function: protein binding. The transcript is spliced from 6 exons. The coding region runs from base 103 to 867 and encodes 254 amino acids.
AAUCCGAUUGGCCCAGAUAUCUUUCGCAAAUUUCAUCAUUUCUUACAGAAAUUACGAUCGCUAAGAGUUAUCGAUCUUGAAAAUACAAAUAUAGGCGACCAAAUGGUAAUUGAUGAUGUUCUGUUGCAUAGUUACGAGAUGUAUAGUAGCAGUAAAGCGUUUAAUGCAGCCAAUCUGACACUCAAUUUGGGAAAUAAUCAUUUCAAAAAUGACAUGUUAUCGCAGCUCACCUCCUUAUUCUUACACAUCAACCGAUUAUCGAGAUUAGAAUUAUCAAGCAUUUUCAGUGAUUCUGAUUGGAUGAACUUUGCAAAAUUAUCUGAUUUACCAAAGUUAAUGGAAUUAAGUUUCAGAUAUACCAAUCGACAAACUUUCGAUUACUGCCACUUUGAUCCUUUUUUCGAAGCAAAACGAACCUUAACACACUUGGAUUUAAGCAGCUGUGGUUUGACUGCAGAUGACAUGAUUGGAUUGAGUCAUAGCCUUGAUCAUCUCUUGAAACUCAAAAAACUAACACUGGAUUCCAAUCCAAUGAUUGGGGUGAAAGGCUUGAAUUACCUAGACGGAGUUGUUGAAAAAUCAAAGGUAGACAUUCUGGAAAUUACCAACUGCGGCAUAUCAGACGAAGGUAUACAACUUAUUGUACGCUGGAUUUAUCGCCUACGCAGUCUUGAUGUUUCGCAAAACCGAGAUCUGCGUUUAUCGCAGACUGACAUUGAUAAGCUAUCUGACAUUCUAAAUAAUGAGAAAAUGCCAAGAAGAAUAAUAUUAGAUGACUUUAGGAAGGAAUCACCAGCAAAAAUUUUUGGAUUAUCUUUUCAGCCAAACAGUCAAUUCUCUGGGUCACCCUUCGAAGCAGAUCAAUAGACUUACUUACUGCAACCGUUUUUCUGCACUGUGAUCGAGAUACCCCUCCCCCUCCAAAAAAAACCCUUAUACCAGGUCACUUCUAAGUGCUACCAACUUUGCGAAGUCCAACAGUAUAUAUACACUUUUGAAUGGGAUCCUGAGCUAAAAUUGAUUUUAGAUGAAUUCUUCUCACAGAAGUAGAAGUAAAAGAAGGUCGCUAGAAUUUCCUGCUCAAUCCAAAUAACUGCAGCCUAUAGCCUUUCUCAAACGAGUGCGACUGUUCCUUCA